This is a messenger RNA of Marchantia polymorpha subsp. ruderalis, 4366 nucleotides long. The record is from the annotation of a GenBank genome assembly. Lineage: Eukaryota; Viridiplantae; Streptophyta; Marchantiopsida; Marchantiales; Marchantiaceae.
AACGACAGAAGAAGCAGCAGCAGCAGCAGCAGCAGCAGAGAGAGCCGCGACUCCUCUUGCUUCUUCGCCUUGUUCGCGCAUCGGCGAGGCGGAGGCUGAGACUUGGAGCAGAGCGCCUCGGGGUUGCGAACUCGUGCACCUGCGGCCGCAGCAGCGACGACGGGAGGACUCGCAAAGCCAGAGGAGGAGCUCUGAGGAGGAGGAGGAGGAGGAGGAAGGAGGAAGGAGGAGGAGCAAGGAGGAGACGACGUUUUGCAAGUAUGCAACGGACGACGGCCAGUCAAUGAGGAGGAGGAGGAAGAGGAGUAGAGGUAGGGAAGAAGGCGAUGCGCUCGAGUAGAGUCGCGAGUACGAGCGGGUAAUCGAGCAUUCUUGUUUCGUGGGAUUGUGUAAUUUCGGGAAUUAUUAUCGCCUCGGCGUGAAUUUACCUUCGCCUAUGUGCGAAUGGUGUAGGGAGUGAGAGCGAGGCAGAGGGAGAGGGAGAGGAAGAGAGCCCGAGAGCCCGAGAGCCGGGGAGCCGGGGAGGGAGAGCUACGUUUUUCGUGCCCUGAGGCGAGGAGCAGACGAGAGGGGUUUUGGGGGAAAUCCUCAAUUGGGGCACGAUCGCACUGAUGAGAGCUAGCGCGUCGGUUUCAGCUUUGGGACGUGUAUGUGUCCGAUGAAGUUCGAGGCCGGCGAGCCCAAUCAUGGAGCCGCAAUGAGCAUGAUUCUGCUGCUGAUCGAUGGUGCAACAUUCUGAUCUCCAGUGCCGCGAGAGCAUUGACACUCAAUUUCGCAUCCGUUACUUAAGGGUGGGAAGUCUUGGCCGAGAGGACAGUGCGAGAUUGCGAGCAUGCGUCUAGAGACAUCGAUCGUGCGGGGAAGUCUCAGGUCUCUAGUAGUAGUGGGAACGACGUCAAUUGUUGCUCAAGAUGCGCAGAGAGCUGGACAACAAUCGACAUAAUUCCGUCUCAAUUUGCGUCAAGAGAUUAGAUUGUGGAACAGCUUCGUCGAUUGAGCCAAUGGGACCAGCUGCUGCGCGAAAUGGAGACACUGCAGAAAUGAUUUACAGAGAGUUUCCCGGAGCGAGGAGGGCCAAGGGAAUGAGUGGCAAGAGUAUGCAGGUGGCAGCAUGGUUGACGUGCCUUCAGUUUGCCUUCGCUCUUUAUGCCACAUUCCUUCUGUACUUCAUGAGUCCCUCCGUGGAUCUCUUGAACCCGCGACCCGACAUUACAUGGGUCACUCAAUUUGCGAAGAUUGCCAACCUUCCCUUUCGUUCGUAUGGAGGAAGAGGUCCUGCCUCCAUCAAGCUCGAGCAACAAGCAUCCCCCAUGCUCAGCAAACCUUUGGUCUGUGAGACAGAAACGAUCACCUUCGAGCAGAAGAAAUCGAAUGACUCGAAAAUGAUAGGGAUGAAAUCCGGCCUGUACAAUGAGAUUAUCGAGUUCCAGCAACGGACCAGAGGAUGUGAGACGAUUGACGAGCUAAUGAAUCUUCCGUCGACGAGUUCCGGAAGAGUGAAGCCCAAAGUCACCGUUGUGCUCAAUCAUUUUCAGAGGAAGACGCUGUGCGCCCAGUUGGAUGCGCUGCUGGACCAAACUCUCCCCUUCCACAACAUCUGGGUCCUCGCGUUCGGGAGCCCAAAUGAGCAUUCUCUACGCCGCAUUGUGGAGACGUACAACGACUCCCGGAUCUCUUUUGUGGGAUCCACAUAUGAUUUCAAGUACUACGGGCGAUUUCAGAUGGCUCUACAAGCAGAGGAAUCUGACUAUGUGUACAUGUUGGAUGAUGACAUGAUACCAGGCAGGAAAAUGCUGGAAAUUCUCUCUCAUGUUGCCGGUACAGAAAAGUAUCACAAUGCUGUGCUCGGGAGCAUCGGUCGAGUUCUUCCGUUCCGACAGAAGGAUUACAGUUUCCCCAGCUACCGAAAGCCCGGGUCCAGAGAAGCUGGAAUCUACAUUCCAGAUCCAGCUUACAACAUUAUCGUCGAUCGAAUGGUGCAGGUGGACUUCUUGUCGAGCUCGUGGUUCUUAUCAGCCGAUCUGGUUAAGACAUUGUUCGUCGAAACUCCUUUCACGUUUCAGACAGGAGAAGACCUUCAUCUGAGUUAUCAGUUGCAGAAGUACAGAGAUGCUGGGUCCUUUGUGGUGCCGAUUGAUCCGAACAACAAGGACACUUGGGGCGACAGUGAGCAUCGGCUUGCCCAAGUCUCGGAGACAACUGUCAUUCACAGUAAUAUUGUGAAGAUAAGGGAUGAACAGUGGUGGAGGACUCUUAGUCGUGGAUAUAUGACACAGUGGGCUGCAAUGCAUCCACAACAAUGUGAUGUGCUUUUUUAUGCUCAUUCCUUGAGUGAGGUAGCGGAUCUGGCUCCCAUGAUAUUGCGCUUUCGAGCUACUCCAGGAAAGAAAGCCUACGUGGUGGUGACUGGAGGAGCACACUGUCCCUGUGAGGAGGCAGCCGUUUUGUUGGGGUGGUCGCCUUCAAAUUGUCAUGAGAGACGCUUCAAGAUAUUCGAUCUUGAGGUGGGGUCGAUACACAAGGCAGCAUCUGAAUCUUCGAUAAUCCAAGAGAUUUUUGCCUCAAUGAAGGGCCUGAUCAGAAUCCACAAUCCUUCCCUGAUCUUCACUGUCUCAGAUCUGGACGAUAAGGUUCGGGACGCACUGAAGGUUGCUGCAUCCCGGGGCAACACCACUCUCGUACAGCUACCUCGGGCCUCCAUCAAGCACGCACUUUGGAUUCCAGACGUCAAGUCGGCCUCAUUAAGAAAUUGGAACAAGAUGAAAAUUUCCAUCAACAUCAUCACUCAAAGUCGGCCACGUUCUUUGCAACGGUUGUUGAAUUCCAUUACCACUGCCCACUUCCUCGGCGACACCAUAGACUUCUCUUUCAACAUGGACAGCAAGGUGGAUUCGGAGACACUGAACGUGGUCAACAAUUUCGUGUGGCCCUAUGGGAACAAGGUUGUACGAAGGCGGAUCAUUCAGGGUGGUCUAAUUCGUGCAGUGAGCGAGAGCUGGUACCCUACGUCCGACGACGACUAUGGGUUACUUUUAGAGGAUGACAUCGAGGUGUCUCCCUUCUUUUACAUGUGGCUGAAGUAUGCUCUUCUUGUAUACCGCUACGAUCCAGCCGUGUCGCUUCCAGAACUGAACGCCAUUGCUCUGUACACUCCGAGGGUGGUCGAAGUGGUGAAGGAAAGACCUGUCUGGAACGCCACUGAGUUCUUCAAAUACUCUCAUCCGAAUAUGCCCUACUUGCACCAGCUUCCCUGCAGUUGGGGUUCUCUCUUUUUCCCUCAACGCUGGCGUGAGUUCUACAAAUACAUGGGCAUGCGUUACACUGCAGAUGCCAAAAAGAAUCCAGUGCAGAUACCUCGAUCCAGGACAAAUGGGUGGCAAGCCUCUUGGAAGAAAUUCCUCAUCGAUGUCAUGUACUUGAGGGGUUACGUCACCCUGUACCCAAAUUUCCCCAAUCAAACUAGUUUCUCCACAAAUCAUUUGGAACCCGGUGCACACAUCAACGCAACGGAUAACGUGCUUAAGCAUAAGAGGGAGGACUUCGAAGUUCCUCUAAUAUACGAAGAUUUUUGGCAGCAUUUGCCGAACCAGAAACUCCCUCCUGCUUCCAAGCUUCCCGUCCUGAAUCUUUUCAACCAGGCGGCCAGUUUGAAAGGAUUGAAAGCUGCAGGGGCGAAGUUGGGACAAGACGUGAUGCAGUGUGAGCGCACCCAAGUUGUUGCUGUCGAUCAAGGCACUGGUGAACCUGUACAGUGCUCCACAUUCUAAUCACUCAUCCGUUCUUCCCUGGUUCUGCUGGCACCCUCUGCCUCUUUCUGCAAUUACAGAAGUGGGCGUUGCUCUACUAACCUCCUCCACAGCCUUUGUCAGCAACGUUCUCAUCACCAUUCUUUCAGAAGUUGAAUUUGUUUAUAGUAGUGUGGAGCUAAUGUGUCGCCAGCAAGGAGCCCGCCUUACGCGUGCUCUCUUCUGGAAUAAAAGCCAAGAAGACAAGCACAACCCAUUUGUUUCAUAUGCCCGAAUCGUCGCAACCUCUUCUACACGACUGGGCCGAGCUGAGCUUCUUUUCUCCCCUGUUACCCUCUCGGUUAGUAGUAACUCAUUCUUUCAUUAGCAGUAGAAAGAGGAGAAGAACUUUCAGCUCGGCUCAUACCUUAGAGCGUCAGUGACAAAUUGUGCUCCAACAAACAGCCAAACUUAUGACCAGCCAGGUUAGCUCUCGCGUUUAGAUUGGCGAGGUGAUUUCAGUCCCUUUGAGCUGAAUUUGUGGGCAGACCUAUCUGUCUGCCAGGCACGCAAAUUGCUAAGUGUCCUCGAUUACUUGGGUCUGGAUCUCAUACAUAUAAUGAAAGCUUCAAUUCAUUCUA